Molecule: messenger RNA, 3189 nt
Organism: Ooceraea biroi (clonal raider ant)
Lineage: Eukaryota; Metazoa; Arthropoda; Insecta; Hymenoptera; Formicidae
Product: mitochondrial uncoupling protein 2
Biological process (GO): transmembrane transport
Source: RefSeq, a predicted model, not a curated record
CGCCAUUGGUCGGGGAGCCGGUAUAAACCGGGUGCUUUCUCGUGCCUCCUUCCAGUUGUGUUGUUACUCACUCACUGUACACUUGAAGAAUAGUAUGUAUAAAGAAGUUCACCACCAGGAAAUCAAACACGAGUGCUCACGAUCGGGAGGACUCCACGCUUAUCCCGAUCACUUCAGGGAACCGCACCUUUAAACCACCGUCGAAUUCAUGAGCACCUGAAGGUUCCUGUCCUCUGGUAGGACGUUGUAUAUAGUGUACAUAGGAUUGCUUGCCUAACAAAGAGAGGAUCCUGCUGGAGGGACCGUACUGUCACGCGGGCAGAAAUCAGACAGUCAGACUUAUCAGAUUUAUCCAAGAAUCGUGCACUACCCUCCACGAGACCGACCACGCGCACCCUUAACAGCACGCAUCAGCAGUAAUAAGGAGCGAGGAGAGAUUGAAAGGAAAAGAGAGAAGAGGGAAGCGUCGAGACAAAGUAAUUUGGACAACGGGAACCAUGAAGCAAGGGGUAUCCGAUGACUCUUCUUCACUUGGCGUGAAGCUGCUUACCGCAGGCACCGCGGCUUGCAUCGCCGAUUUGGUCACCUUUCCGUUGGACACCGCCAAAGUCCGAAUGCAGAUCGCGGGAGAAGGCCAAGCCGUAUUGCUGUCAGCGGAAGGCUCGGUUCUUGCAGUAAGAGCGAGCCAACCCGGACUGUUGCAGACCAUCGGCAACAUCAUCAGAUAUGAAGGCGCAAGGAGCCUGUACGGAGGUCUAUCCGCGGGACUCCAGAGACAGAUGUGUUUCGCCAGCAUACGGUUGGGCCUCUACGACAGCGUGAAGUCACUCUACGCUGGAAUCAUCGACGGUAAUAAUAGAGGCAACUCGCUGAACAUCGGCGUACGCGUCGCCGCGGGAAUAACAACGGGAGCUAUGGCAGUGCUGGUCGCUCAGCCGACCGACGUCGUCAAGAUUCGUCUGCAGGCGGGGAAUAAUGGGCAAUCAACGAUGAGAUAUAGCUCCACCAUGCAGGCGUACAAGAACAUUGCCAACGUGGAGGGCGUGAGAGGCCUGUGGAAAGGAACGAUGCCAAACGUCUCGCGGAACGCCAUCGUCAACGUGGCAGAGAUAGUCUGUUACGACAUCAUGAAGGAUCUCAUCUUGGCCAGCGGCUACCUCCGUGACGGAGUACCGUGUCACCUGACGGCCGCGACGGCCGCGGGUCUCUGCACCACCCUGGCGGCAAGUCCCGUGGACGUGGUGAAGACGCGCUACAUGAACAGCGCCCCCGGCGAGUACAAGGGCGCGAUCGACUGCGCCGUGAGGACCUUGGUCCAGGAGGGCCCGUCCGCGUUCUACAAGGGCUUCAUACCGAGUUUCGCGCGCCUCGUGUCCUGGAACAUCGUGCUGUGGGUCACCUACGAGCAGAUCAAGUUGCGGGUGAAGAAGAUGAACAGCGAGUGAGAUCACCCCCCUCGGUCCACCCUGAAGAGACCUCCGGCGCGAAGGAUCUAAUCGAUGUAAUCCGUUGUAAUCUUGCGUUGCAUACGCCGUUCGAAAUUGUUCUCGUUGCUAGAGGAAAAUUAGCACGCGCUUAAGCGAAAUGAAUCAAACGUAGAUGACUCGGAGAUCCUCAGUUGAUCCCGUCAGAGAAAUUGCGUGUUAACUAAAUAAGAUGUGGCUCUGCGCUAUCAGCGCCGAUGACGGAUACCCUCGGAUAUCGCUGCUUCUCUUUUCCAUUCGCUUCGAUGUAAAUGUAAGAGUGCGCACUGAAUUGUUGCAUGAGAAUUAUUUGCGCGUCUCGACGCUGACUGGCUCGGUAGCGAUAGGGCUGUAAUCUCGCGUUUCAAUUACUCUGACUUUUGUUUAAACAACAGGGUACGGCAUUUUAUGCAGUUACGUAAAGUACUCGGUGGGAAUUUCUCGGUUAUUUGUACGGAACCAAUUUUUUGACGACGCUUUAUAUACACUCGUAAUAAGGAAGAAGUUAGAGCUGCCAUCCUGGCAAGUUGGGUUACACGAUGAUCAAAUGGUAAACGCGCGAAACAGACAAUAAUGUUACCAGUUCAUUCCGACGUGUUUGUUUAUAGGUCUAGAUAGAGUCUCACGGAGAACUGUGAUCAUGUACUAACGACUUCUUCUUUUAGCGUUGCUUCGAUUAACCAUUAAUUAAUUUGUAAAUAGCGCGAUUCUUUCCUUGUUUGCACAUACGAUAUACGUAAUCUCUUGAUUCUGUCAAUCAAUUACUUGUACAGGGCACAAUUUUUAUCUCUCGACAAUGUUAUUUAGUUUCUCGACGAAUUUCUUGAAGCACGUAAAGCCAUGAAGUGAUUUCGCUUGCGAGAGCAGCGGCUUUAAGAAUCCUUUGUUAUCUGAUAUCGAAGUAUUAUGUGUGUUCGUUACUUGUAGAAUGCGAGAAUGUUUUAGAAUACAUUCGUGCAAUGCGUACGUGCAAAGUAUCGAAUUAUGUGACGAUAACUAUUCGAUCUUGAAAAUGCCAUAUACGUACCACGUACCAUGUACCACGUGACUGACUAUGUUUAAUUGACGAGGUGUUUUUACCAGAAAUUAGAUAAAUUACAGAUUUGCCUGUUGAAUAAUAAAAGAAUGCUUCGGUCAGAAAGCGGCGUAAGCAGCAUAUCUUAAUUUGCAUCAAAAUUUACAUGCCUCUCGAUACACUUGUGAAGAUCUCGUCGAAAAAUGUAAUUCGUGGAAUGCAAAUAGCAAACAGCAUCGGAAAACUUUACGUUGCAAAUUCCGAGGAAAUCACGGCUCAAUUUAUUUCCCACAUUCGCUGCAUAAUCACAAAUUACGUGUUAUAAGUUGUAGUAUAUGAGAAAAUGAUACAACUUUCUUAUCGCUUUAACAUCAUUUCAAAGCUAUUUUCUUAUUAUAAAAUUUCUCAAAAUACAAAAACUUCCCAAACUUUCUUACUUUGUCAGAUUUUAAAUGUGCAGAUGAUAGAAUUUUGCGAUAUCGAAUCUUCGAAUUUGAUUUACGAGCAAAAUAUUGUACGCGGCCAUACUAACUUAAUUAGUGCUCUCACGUCAUUGAAUCUGUAGCGGGUAAUCUCAUUCACAUUGUUAAACUUAUAAUUUGCGAAGCAUUAAUUUCCAAGAUAUGUACAAAUAAUUAGGAUGUAGAUAGUAUUUUCAUAGAAAAUCGUUUUAAACGUUUGUUACAAGUUUUAAAUAAAUAUUGCUUAAAA